GAGAGAGAGAGUGAGAGAGAGAACGCUUCAUGUUUUUUUUUUUUUGUAUGUAAGAUCUGUACGGUCCCCAACCGAACUUCAACACCCAACUUUCUUCGACUACCCCAAGGCCGGUUUUCCUCCGCCUUCGUCCAGUCUUCCCAGCUUCAGCACAGAUGUGUAGAAGAUGAAAGACCAGAAACCGCCUCAUCUUUCUGUGCUUAAACGCAUUUUGAUGAAUUGUUCAGCACAGGCAAAAGAGUAUGGUUGCUGUGUUUCUGCAAAAGUUCCAAAAGUUGAACAGAAUAUGUGUGCAAAGGAGUUUAUUCAGCUAAAAGCAUGUAUGCAGAACACGCUGCGACAUAGGUCCUGAAAAAAGAACAUCAGGUUGGAAAGUUAUCUCAUCAGGCAGGUUGUGUGGUUUUAUACUCUUCAUAAUUUCUAUUUAAGGUUGCUGGCUUAAGUUCAAGAACCAUAUUGCUUGUAAAAUUCAAGGGGAGAAGCAUGUUUACCAGAGGAUCAGUUGCACAGCCGAGGGCAGGAUUGACUGCUUCUGGUGCUCUUUCACAUGCUUAUGUUCAAUAUCCACCUUUAAGGUGCACUGUUCCUGGAGCCAAAGGUUUGUUCUAUGAUGAUGGGAAUAAACUAUUGUUGUCACCAACAUCUGACCGGGUCUACGUUUGGCAAACUGGGUUGGGUGCUAGAUGUGAGCCUCCAAAUUCAGAUUCAAUAAAUGAUGGGCCUGUUUUGUCCAUUCGGUAUUCCUUGGAUGGAAAAGUUAUAGGGAUUCACCGCUCAAAUCAUGAAGUUGAAUUCAAAAACAGGGAAACUGGUGCAAUCUUUUAUGGCAAAUGUAAGAGUGGAUCUGAAAGCAUACUUGGCUUUUUCUGGACAGACUGCCCAACCUGUGAUGUUGUGUUCAUAAAGACCAGUGGUCUUGACCUUUAUGCAUGUGAGCUUGAGUCUAAUAUGCUUCGAUUGGUGGAGACAAAGCGACUUUAUGUUAGCUGGUAUGUUUACACUCAUGAGAGUCGUCUAGUUCUUCUUGCUUCUGGGAUGCAGUGCAAGAGCAUAACUGGAUAUCAGUUUUCUGCUGCCGGAAUUAUUCACUUGCCAAAAUUUGAAAUGACAAUGACAAAAGCUGAAGUCAACAAAAAGCCCAUCUUAGCUGCAGAAGAUGUGCACAUUAUUACUGUUUAUGGUAGAAUCUACUGCUUGCAAGUUGACUGGAUGGCCAUGCUGUUGCGCUUUUAUCGUUUCUAUCGUGACGCUGUCAUUCAACAGGGUUCCUUUUCAAUAUAUUCAACCAAAGUGGCUGUCAGUGUGGUCGACAAUGUGCUUCUUGUUCAUCAAGUGGAUGCCAAAGUGGUCUUGCUCUACGACAUAUUUUUGGAUUCCCAAGCUCCUGUGUCUGCUCCACUUCCUCUCCUAGUAAGAGGUUUACCUGUAUCAAACACUGGUCCUUCUCAAGCAAGCAGCAAACAGGAAGAACCUUUAUCUGAAUUCAUAGAGGAAAAGACUAACAGUGAUGUGGGAACAGUUUAUGGAGAAAGUUGGAACUUUCUUGUCCCUGACCUCAUAUGUGAUGCUGCCCAUGGUACAUUGUGGAAAAUUUCUUUGGAUCUAGAGGCUAUUGCUACCAGCACCUCUGAUGUACCUUCACUUCUGGAGUUUCUGCAACGGCGGAGGUCUGAUCCAAGCAAGAUAAAGGAGCUGUGUGAGGCUUUGAUGCGUACCAUGGUACUAGAAAGGAGGCCUGUGUUCAUGGUUGCCAGGGCAAUGGAUGUCCUUACUGCUUCAUACAGUCACGCUGUGAAACUAGAAGGUUCUUUGAAAGGUGGUGCUGGGAUGGUGUAUUCUGAAAGAUCACCUUCUUCUGAACAAGAUGGAAGAACAGUCCAGGCUGUGGGCAGUGCUAAUAUAUAUGAAAGGCGUGGUAUGUUAACAAGAAGUGGUUUUCAGGGUAGGAUCCUGGAAACUGAUCCUCUUAAUCCAAACCUAGAACAUGACCGCCGUAGGCUGUCAAUGUCUUCAACUUCUGAUAAUGACGACAACCUAAAUCUUGAAAUUCUGAAUCUGAAAUCUGAGGAACCUCUUCAAAUGCCUUUGUCCAGUGGUCUUCCUGGCCCUAGUACUAAGGAUCAUAGAACAAAUAAUAUGGAGGCUGAUGCUAUUUAUAAUGAUUUUGAAAGGACAUCCUUGCAACCUGAAACAAGUGGAACUCAAAGGUCUUUAGAUGCUAGUCCCCCUGGUCUAUCAAAAUCUCGAAUUUCUAGUGUAGCAAUAUCACCAGAAGAGAUGUACACGACUGUUUUUUCCCUUGUUGAGGAAGAGAUGGUUGGUGAUCCUGCUUACCUGGUUGCCGUUAUCAUGGAGUACCUAAAAAGUACUGCUAUGGAAAAACUCAAGGUCCCUCCUGAUCUUUAUGUUCUAACCAUACAACUUCUUACUCGCAAUGAACACUAUGCUGAACUUGGCCAGUUUAUCCGAAAUCAGGUUUUUGAACCCUCAAAACAAGUUGCUCUACAGUUGCUGGGGUCAGGCAAUGAGAACUUUCCUAUGCACAAGCUAGGUGUGGAUAUGCUAAGGAAAUUGUCACUUCAUCAUGAUUAUGCUUUGGUUUUACUGCGUGAUGGUUAUUAUCUUGAAGCUUUGCGCUACAUAAGGAGGAAUAAGGUUUAUACAGUCAGACCUUCAUUGUUUCUUGAAGCUGCAGUUGCCUCUAACAAGCUGGAGCACUUAGCAUCUAGUUUACGCUUCUUCUUGGAUUUCAAGCCAGAUUUCAGGAACUCAAGUGAUUAUAAUACUUUCUCCAACAUCCUAAAUGAGAUGAGUUCUUCUGUCAAAUGAGAAGAUGCCAAUGAUACUGCUUUGUGCCCAUCAUGUAGUUUGAAGUUGGAUCUCUUGGAAAAAUUGGAUCUGAAGAAGACAAAUAAUUCAGUUAUUGCAUGUAACAGCUCCAAUAAAUGGUGAUCUGUAAUUUUUUCAAAAAACAUGUAAAGAGUUGAACAAGUGGCUAGAAAGUAGGUAAAAAAAUGAAAUAUUUAAAGUUUAAGUUCUUUCAAAGAGCAACAUGGAUGUCAAUAUGCUACUAAAUAAUUUUUUUUAUGCCUUCACACUAGGUGAUUGUUCUGCUACUUCUUGUUUCAUUGUCAUUGCACGCCUAUAAUGUCUUUUCUGUUUA
Molecule: messenger RNA, 3163 nt
Organism: Nymphaea colorata (pocket water lily)
Lineage: Eukaryota; Viridiplantae; Streptophyta; Magnoliopsida; Nymphaeales; Nymphaeaceae
Exons: 15
Coding region: 484-2829 (781 amino acids)
Biological process (GO): regulation of autophagy
Cellular component (GO): late endosome membrane; Mon1-Ccz1 complex; lysosomal membrane
Source: RefSeq, a predicted model, not a curated record